UUUUUUUACUAUUUGAAAAUAACUGCAAAUUUAGAAAAAGUUGCAGAAAUGGUAAAGAACAUCAAAAUAUCCUUUACCCAGAUUCACCUGUUGGUAACAUUUUACCCCAUUUACUUUAUCAUGUGCCCUCUCCUCAUGCGUGUUUGUGUGUGUGUAUACACGUGUAUAUGUAUUUGUAUACACACGUAUGUGUGUGUGUGCACACACACACAGUUUGUUUUUGUGAAUUAUUUGAGGGUAAGUUACAAACAUCAUUGCCCUUCAAUAGGCAAUACUUUAGUAUGUAUUUCCUAAAAAUAGGGUUGUGUAUUACAUAAUCACGGUGGGGUUAUCAAAUUCAUAAAUUUAUAUUGAUAAAAUACUUUUAUUGAAUCAGUCAUUCAUGUUCCAGUUUUGUCAGCUGACCUAAUAAUGUCCCAUAUAGAAUUUUUCCCCUCUAGUACAGUCUAGAGUUAGGUAUUGAUUUUAAAUAUCCUAUCUUUUUAGCCCCCUUUAAUCUGGAACCCUUAUAAAGAAUGUAGCUCUCCUUCCCCCCCCCCCAUUUUGUGUUUUCUUAAUAUUGCCUCAUGAUUACAUUGGGGUUUUAUGUACUCUUGGCUGGUGACUGUAUUUGGUGAUGUUGUAUUCUGAGGGUUUCACGUCUGGAUUCAUACAGUGUCCACGUUUCCUUCAUUACCAGUCAACGUGUUGACCAAUUUCUCUGCUAUAUACUUUUUCCCCUUUAAAAGUAAUAAAUGGUGAGAAACACUUUUAAGACAAUGUAAAUAUCUUAUUUCACAUAAGAAUUUCAUUUUAUACAAAAAAAUUUUCAUUUUAUUUAAAAGAUUUACUUAUUUAUUUUUAGAGUGAGAGCAGAGGGAGAAGGGAGCAGGGAAGAGGAAGAGAGAGAAUCUUAAGCAGGCUCCACACCCAGUGCAGAGCCCAGUGCAGGGUCAUCUGACAGCCCUGAGAUCAUGACCUGAGCCAAAAUCAAGAGUCAGACACUUAACCAACUAAGUCACCCAGGCGCCCAAAGAUUUCAUUUUAGAUGUAGUAUUUGUCCAUCAACAAAUCAUCUUCUUGCCUGAUCCAGUUUUACUAUGAUUGUUUGCAAAUGGUGAUUUUCCAACUCUAGCACUUCCCUUGACAUUCUUUUGUAAGCAAAAACGACCCCUUUACCCCAUUUAUUUAUUAAUAAUAAGGACUUAUAAAUUCCUACUUUUUUCUGUGGUUUUAAUACAUUAUUGUACUUAAUUAUUUUGGUUCUCAAAUUGUCCUAGAUUUGGCCAAUGAGAACUUCUUUAAGCUGGCUUCUGUACUCCUGUGCCAUACGCCAUCAUUUUUUUAAAGUACAUUUUUUAAAGAUGUUCCAAGUUAAUCACGUACCUACCCUAUCCCAGCCUUGGAAUCAACCAUUUCUCUGAUGAGCCCUGUCAGACACUGAUUUUUAAACUACAUUUAAUGACGUAUGAUGAGCAAGCGUCACAAGGAGAAGGGAUGUAUAAGGGGUGAAGAGAAAGAAUAGUCUCUGUGCUAUUAUCAUCAUCCCUAUCACUUAGGUACCUUGGAUGAUAUGACUAAGAAACACAGAACUAGAGAUUCUUAUAGGCAAUAAGGAUUAAGGAGUGCACUUGCUGUGAUGAACACCAGGGUUACUAUAAUGAAAGAUAAAGAUACCAGGAAGAGUAAAGGGGUUGCAUUUAUUUUAUUUUUGGAUAAAGACUCUGCACUAAACUGUACCAGGGCAAUAAACAACAAACAGUUAUUUGGUAGAGUGAUAAAAGCAAGCAUUGCUAUUGACAAUGGAAGAGCGGCUGAGUUUAUCCGAAGACGAAACUACUUUGAUAAAUCUAAGUGUUAUGAAUGUGGGGAAAGUGGACACUUAAGUUAUGCCUGUCCUAAAAAUAUGCUUGGAGAACGAGAACCUCCAAAGAAAAAAGAGAAAAAGAAAAAAAAGAAAAUUCCUGAGCCAGAAGAAGAAAUUGAAGAAGUAGAAGAAAGUGAAGAUGAAGGGGAAGAUCCUGCUCUUGACAGUCUUAGUCAGGCAAUAGCUUUCCAGCAAGCCAAAAUUGAAGAAGAACAAAAAAAAUGGAAACCCAGUUCAGGGGGUCCCUCAACAUCAGAUGAUUCAAGACGCCCAAGGAUAAAGAAAAGCACAUAUUUCAGUGAUGAGGAAGAACUGAGUGAUUAAAAUUAUAUUUAAUAUGUAAAUAUCAUUAAACAUUUUUUUUUUUAAACCUUAGAGUUCGAAGUUCAGUUGGGACUAAAGACUAAUUUUAGAAUUUGAGCAUAAAGAACACUUAGUACCAAAUAAUUUUUUUACUAUAAAGUAGGUUCAUAGGAAAUUGAAAAUAAUUUAAAAGUAUCAUGUUUCUAUCUUGCCUGAGCAGAGUAAUAAAGAUCAAGAUUUGCUAGUAACCGUUAAUCUUAAAACCAGUUCACUUGAAUUAAAAAGAAAUCUUAAUACUAUGAUAGCAUUGCUGUUGUCAUCCCAAGAUAAAAGAUAUUAAAAAGAUAUGUUUGAGAAGCUCAUUAUAAAAGUUUAUUCGUGUCUGAUUGGUUUACAUGAAGACAUUUGAAAUAAAUUUCAUCUUUAGGACAAAAACUUCAUGAAGACUGAAAAAUGCUAACUGAUUUAUUGUUGUUAAAUGUUAAUAAAAUUUUCAAGAGAAUUUUGUUUUUAAA
Messenger RNA from Nyctereutes procyonoides (raccoon dog), 2664 nucleotides. RefSeq names its product zinc finger CCHC-type and RNA binding motif containing 1 (gene ZCRB1). Gene Ontology annotation, biological process: mRNA splicing, via spliceosome. Gene Ontology annotation, cellular component: U12-type spliceosomal complex. The transcript is spliced from 6 exons. Gene Ontology annotation, molecular function: RNA binding; zinc ion binding. Lineage: Eukaryota; Metazoa; Chordata; Mammalia; Carnivora; Canidae. Bases 1619 to 2170 code for a protein of 183 amino acids. The record is from RefSeq and is a predicted model, not a curated record.